Molecule: messenger RNA, 1295 nt
Organism: Drosophila subobscura
Lineage: Eukaryota; Metazoa; Arthropoda; Insecta; Diptera; Drosophilidae
Gene: MSBP
Product: membrane-associated progesterone receptor component 1
Exons: 4
Coding region: 88-876 (262 amino acids)
Cellular component (GO): membrane; endomembrane system
Source: RefSeq, a predicted model, not a curated record
UAUUGUAAAUGAGUAUCUAUUGUUACAGUUUCCCAUAGUAUAAACUGUAUGAUCGUUUUGAAUUAGCUUGGUAAAAAAUCAUCGAAAAUGGACUCCACACAAAACCUUGGAGCAACUGGAAAUAUUGUUAGCCAUGAAGCAUUGGACGAGACCUCGUUUGUAGGAAACAUAAUACGGGAGAUUUUGUAUAGUCCGAUGAACCUAGCUCUUUUAGCAGUAAUAGUUUUUCUUGUAUACAAAAUAGUGCGUGAUCGCACCGAAGUUCCAAGUUCCAGUGUUCAGAAACCAGCUGAACCAGAACUUCCCAAAAUGCGACGCGAUUUUACUGUAAAAGAACUACGACAGUACGAUGGAAAUCAACUUGAUGGCCGUGUAUUGGUGGCAGUUAAUGGAAAUGUUUACGACGUUAGCAAAGGAAAACGCUUUUAUGGGCCAGGAGGACCCUAUUCUACAUUCGCUGGAAGAGACGCUUCACGAAAUUUGGCAACAUUUAGCGUGGUUUCAAAUGACAAGGAUGAAUUUGAUGACCUAAGCGACUUGAGUGCCGUAGAAAUGGACUCAGUGCGGGAAUGGGAAAUGCAGUUUAAGGAAAAAUAUGAGCUUGUGGGCAAGCUGCUACGUACAGGAGAGGAGCCUGCCAACUAUGAUGACGACGAUGACGAUGAAAAUACUGUUAACAGUGAAGAAAAUGUUGUUGCCCCACCAGCCAAUGUUUUAAGCGAACAAAGCGAUGGUUUGGUCAAACGCAAGACGGACAAUGUUUCAUCGGAAACGGAAAAGGAUGUUAAAAAAAACAUAGCGGAUAGUAACAUUUUACUUGCAAAACCUUCAACUGAAAGCGGCCCAAAGGGGGAAUUACCCUCAAAAGAUUGUUAGCAAGGGAAAAGCUCACAAUUUUAGAAAUCUUUGUAGCUUCAAUACAUAAUCGGUAACCGAAGAAGCAUUCAGCGACUUUGUUAUUAUUUUCUAAAUUAUAUUUGUUAUUGUAAAAGUUUAAAACAAACAAUUUGGUAUGUUGGAAAAACUGAAUAAGAUCACUAAAACGAAUCGAUGUAGAGCAUUAUUAUGAUGGUAGACAAAAGCACUCAGUGCACGCAUACAUAAAUAUGUAUUUUUGUUACAAACUUAUUUUCGUUAUGUGAUUUUGUUCAAUAAGUUAAUGAAAAACAAAAAAUCGAUCAUGACGUCAACAUCAAGAUUCAAUAAUAUUGAAUCAAAGGGCAUGGGAAAAUAACGUAAUAUUAUACAAGUUUAAAAUUGUAUAUAACUAUUGCAUAUGUGUAUAUGUAUCUAAA